Messenger RNA from Tilletiopsis washingtonensis, 1840 nucleotides. RefSeq lists its product as hypothetical. NCBI's taxonomy places the organism in Eukaryota, Fungi, Basidiomycota, Exobasidiomycetes, Entylomatales. The record is from RefSeq and is a predicted model, not a curated record. The transcript has 2 exons. The coding region runs from base 118 to 1512 and encodes 464 amino acids.
GCCUUUUGCCGCCGCCGCCGUCGCACGGCCGCCUCAUCUUCUCACCUUCACCCCCACUCACUUGGCCUCCAUCCGCCUCCUCGCUGCUCUCUUCGCAGCCCACGCUUCCCCUCCGCCAUGCCGCUCUUCUCCUCGCUGCGCUCCAAGAAGUCGCGGCGUCCCAGCGUCGCGUCGCAGGCCUCGGGCAUGACGGCGCCCGCCGCCGGCGCCAACGAGCACGGCGCCCUCUCGACCAAGGGCUCGCGCUCCAGCAUUGCCGUCGCCUCGCAGCCCGCCAGCACCACGGCGUCGCCGCGUGCGCCUGCGCGCGACUCGGGCGUGCCGGCCGCGGCCGCGACUGCAAGCCCGGCGCUGGCGCAGCAGCAGCAGCACUCGACGCCGCCGCUGCCGCAGGGCGCGGCGGCCUCGACGCCCACUGCGGCACCGGCACAGCCCGCAGGCCCGCGCCCCAGCGAGCUCUUUGCCGGCAAGGGCGUGCAGUGGGACCACGUGCGGCUCGCCGGGCCCGCCGCGCGCCAGAGCCCGCAGCAGAGCCCCAGCCAGGGCGGCACGCAGGAGGACCUGCAGAGCUUCCUCAAGGCCCGCCGCCAAUGGGUGCCGACCUUCGUCACCGAGGAGGACUCGUCGCAGCAAAAGGCCGUGCCCUCGGAUCUCUCCAACCUGACCUUCUCCUCUGCCGACCCGUCGAUCGGCACGGGCCAGGGCCGUCUGAUGAGUCUGGCCGACCUGGACGCGAGCCACCAGCGCAAGCAGAAGCUGCUGGGCGAUGACGGCGCCGCGCUCGGCGGCAGCCUCUUCGACGAGCCCAGCACCAGCGCUCAGGGCGCUGCGCGCGCUCAGCAGCAGCAGGCUGCGUCCGCUGCUGCUGCUGCUGCGCCGGCGCAGCCCGCUGCGAAGCAGCCCAAGGUCAGCCGUGGCACCAGCUGGCGCCACCGCUCGGCGUCGCAGAAGUCGAAGAACAGCGAGCGCGGUGCGGCAGCCACGGGCGCGGCCACAGCAGCAACGGCGCGGCCUGGCGGCUCCAGCGUGGACGUGACGUCGCCGGCUGCUGACUCGCAGCAGCCGACCGACCACAACUCGGUCGUGGCGCAGGCGCUGGCGGCGCAGCAUGGCGGCACGAAGCUCGGCACUACAGCCACGACGACGAUCACGACGACCUCGGCGCCGCCGCCCACGCAUCCGCUCGCGGCCUCGGACUACGGCAAUGCCGGCAAGCCGCCUGCCAGUCCCGUGCGCAAGCCGGUGCCGAGCAGCGCCGCAGUCGAGCCCACUGCGGCGCCCGUGGCGCCUGCAGCGCAGAACGGCGCCGUGGCGGCGCCGCACGCCAACGGCGCUGCGGCGCCGGCGGCGAUGACGGCGAGCGAGAGUGCCGGGCUCGAGCCGCCCGUCACCACGACGGCCGCCAGCUCGGGCCUCUCGACGCCCGCCACGCACGAGGCGACGCUUGCGGCGGAAGUGGCGCCCGCGCCUGCGUUGCCGGUUGAGCAGACGCAGCCGGCACAGACGGCCUGAGGAGGCGGCGCACGGCCAAGGGGACGCGCGAUCUGGUCCGCGUGUGCACUCAGAUCUUCGCGCUGCUGCAUCUCGCAGCGUCCGACUAGGCACGAGACGGCCGAGACGGCCAGCCCACACUCUCUUUCCGCUGCCGCAACGGCCACCACUCUCUCUCUUGUGCCUCACCACACUUUGUCUUCCCGGCUGCCAGCUCAGGCCUCACUGCCAGGCCCGAGCGCACCACCACCACGCCACAUGUCCCUCUCUUUUUGAGCGCUUCCAUCCCCCUUCCUACCUACGUGCCUUCCGCCUUCUUCUCGUCCGAAAGAUGAUAUCCUUCUCAAAU